Molecule: messenger RNA, 1340 nt
Organism: Aspergillus pseudotamarii
Lineage: Eukaryota; Fungi; Ascomycota; Eurotiomycetes; Eurotiales; Aspergillaceae
Exons: 3
Coding region: 72-614 (180 amino acids)
Source: RefSeq, a predicted model, not a curated record
CUUACAAGUCCUCGAUUAUCCCUUAAAACUAUUCAAUUGAUCUUAAUACUUUAGAUUCCAAUUCUUACAACAUGCCCGAAUCAUUCGCCACCCUCCGCAAUCGUCGCAGCGACGAAUUGUCCCGUCUGGCCGAUGAACACCUUCAGCACGACUUGCGACAGGAAGACCGCGAUACUUUGAAGUCUGCAGCUUCGAAAGUCUCUCUUUGGACUGGAAUUGGCUCUGCAGUGGGAAUUGGACUGGGUCUCUAUGUCGCCUUUCGACUACGAAGCUCGCGCAAGGCUUUCUUCGAUGUUUUCCGCGCGCAGGAGAGACCCACACAAGUGGUCUUCGCCGAUGGUCGGACAGAGUCUAUUCCCGAUAUUACCCCCUUACUGAAGCCAACUACGCUUGGUGAUUUCGCAACGUACUUCUUUGCUUCUGCUGGUGGACUCUUUCUGGGUGGAGAGCUAGGCUUCUUGGGCGGAGCAGCUAGUGGCAGUCGCACGAUCACUGCUGACCCGGAACAGAAGAAGAGGAUUGAGACCGCUUUCCGGCGCUUCCGGGCCGACGUACUGCGCAAGGAAGCCGACGCAUUGGAUCACGGAGAAAGUGUUGCUGAUAAGAUGUUUUGAUCUCGGUGUUUAAUGUAUUAGUAGUAAUGGGUGUUGCAUGGUUCGGCGCAGACCUGAUUUGUCCAUUUACAAGUGCUCAGCACUUCGUAUGGUAACAUAUGAAAAAAAGCAUCCAUGGCGUAAUGCCAGAAUUCUUCAAAUUUUCAAACUUCCCAGGUAUUAUGGCAUAGAAAGUGCGUCAUUGGAAUGCUAAGACCCACUCGAGCGCACAGCUCCGAGUCAACCGGAAGAAUUUCGGGCUGUUUCCGAGAGAAUCCACUUCCGAGAUUAUAAAUCUUGGUCUUAUCUCACACAUAACCCUCCCUCUACCAGUUACUUGAUACAGAAGCUCUAGUUCCCCUUGUCAUAAUUAUACUAUCAUGUCUAAUCUCACAUUUUCGUGUGCUCUUGUCACCGGCGGAGGAGGUGGCCUGGGCAAGGCCAUAGCCGCGUACCUCCUAAGCAAAGGCAAAAAGGUCAUCAUCGCAGGCCGUACGGAGAGUACACUACGAGAGACAGCCAAAGAGAUCGGGGCAACGGACUAUUUCACCUUGGACACGGGCGUGACCUCACAAAUCCCAUCGUUUAUCAAAACCGUCACGGCAAAAUACCCCGACCUCGAUUGCCUGGUCAACAACGCUGGCGUGCAACGUCCACUAGAGGUCCUCAAAGACGAUCCAACCGACUUCCUAGCAAAGGCAGAUCAAGAGAUCGAUAUCAACAUCCGCGGGCCAAUGCAUCUUACUC